AUGGCACGAACUCCAGUAAGAUUAAAUGUUUACGAUAUGUACUGGUUGAACGAUUAUGCUUCUACUCUUGGAUUUGGAGUGUAUCAUACAGGCAUUGAAGUAUAUGGUAUUGAAUAUGCUUAUGGUGGGCAUCCUUUCUCAUUUUCUGGAAUUUUCGAAAAUUCACCAAAAGAUGCAGAAGAGUUAGGCGAGAAUUUUAAAUUUAAAGAAAGUAUCCUUAUUGGAGAGACCGACUUCAGUGCUACUGAUAUAAGACAUCUUAUCCAGAUGUUGGGAAGUGAAUACAGAGGCGACAAAUAUCAUUUAAUUUCAAAAAAUUGCAAUCAUUUCACAGCUGCUUUGGCUAAGACGCUAACCGGAAAAGAAAUACCCUCAUGGGUAAAUCGACUUGCUACUGUAUCAAGUUCGAUACCAUUUUUGGAGCGUUGUUUACCCAAAGAAUGGUUAACACCGGUGGCAUUACAGCAAAGUUUGGAAGAAAGACGAAGAAGUGGGAAUUAUACUUCAGCAUGUAUUGAACGUGAUCAGGAAACUACUGAACAAUCAAGCAGCAUGGGAAGACGUGCUAGCUUGCCGCUUAGUGGCAGCAUCGAAGCAAAAUUAUCAGCUGGUGGUUUAACGACGAAUUAUUCAUCUUCAACAAAUCUUCUGAAUGCUACAGAUACGGUACGAUCGUUUAGUCCGGUGCCACAGUUAUCAAAAAUUUGGAAUUCAAUCAAAAAUUUUACUACUGAUAGCACUCAGUCAACAACAACAACAACAGCUGUUUCUUCAUCAUCCAGUUCUCAAUCUGUUCAUGAGAAAUUUGGGAAGUAA
Molecule: messenger RNA, 816 nt
Organism: Brugia malayi
Lineage: Eukaryota; Metazoa; Nematoda; Chromadorea; Rhabditida; Onchocercidae
Product: CGI-146 protein, putative
Exons: 6
Coding region: 1-816 (271 amino acids)
Biological process (GO): protein deubiquitination
Molecular function (GO): deubiquitinase activity
Source: RefSeq, a predicted model, not a curated record